GAAACCUUUUAAAACCGCUACAAAAGUGUUGAUGAUUUCUACCACAUCACUACGUGGCAACUUGCCGAAGAAUUAGAGUGAUGCUGCAGCAGCAGGUGGACGAAGUGAAGCGCCUGUGGGCCAACAAGCGGCAGCUGGCCCACCAGGGCCUGAACCUGGCCAUGGUGGUGCUCACGGCGCUCAUGAUCUGGAAGGGGCUCAUGGCCUACACGCAGAGCGAGUCGCCCGUCGUUGUCGUGCUCAGUGGCAGUAUGGAGCCGGCAUUCCAGCGUGGCGACAUCCUGUACCUGGACAACACGAAACCGCAGCUCGAGAUCGGAGACAUUGUCGUGUACAAAGUCAAGGGUCGAGACAUCCCAAUCGUUCAUCGAGUGCUAGAGCUGCACGAGCGGGCGGAAGACGGAUACCAGGUCUACCUCACCAAGGGCGACAACAACAACGUGGACGAUCGUGGACUAUACGCAUACGGCCAAUCGUGGCUCGAGCGCGAGGACAUCGUGGGCAUCGCCAGAGCAUCGGUCCCGUACGCUGGCAUGCUGACUAUUCUGCUGAACGACUACCCGGUGCUCAAGUACUUAUUGGUAGGAGGGAUGGCCGUGCUGGUUUUGACCCAGAGAGAAUGACACGAGUAAUGAUAGAAGGAAGACAAGACUCAAGACUGGUGAGUCAUGUGCAACAUGAAAUACUCAUUUGGUCGCUGCAACAGCGUUUCAUUUUCGAAAAAAAAGGUGGUGGUGGUGGAGUAAGUGUAAACUCUGAACUCCUUAAACUUAUUGUUGCUCG
Phytophthora nicotianae INRA-310 is the source of this 783-nucleotide messenger RNA. Its product is annotated as signal peptidase I. Lineage: Eukaryota; Oomycota; Peronosporomycetes; Peronosporales; Peronosporaceae. Gene Ontology annotation, cellular component: membrane; signal peptidase complex. Gene Ontology annotation, molecular function: serine-type endopeptidase activity. The record is from RefSeq and is a predicted model, not a curated record. The coding region runs from base 81 to 623 and encodes 180 amino acids. The transcript is spliced from 5 exons.